Messenger RNA from Dromiciops gliroides (monito del monte), 4120 nucleotides. RefSeq names its product adrenoceptor alpha 2A (gene ADRA2A). The transcript has a single exon. Gene Ontology annotation, biological process: regulation of smooth muscle contraction; regulation of vasoconstriction; adenylate cyclase-activating adrenergic receptor signaling pathway. NCBI's taxonomy places the organism in Eukaryota, Metazoa, Chordata, Mammalia, Microbiotheria, Microbiotheriidae. Gene Ontology annotation, molecular function: alpha2-adrenergic receptor activity. Gene Ontology annotation, cellular component: membrane. The coding region runs from base 1172 to 2488 and encodes 438 amino acids. The record is from RefSeq and is a predicted model, not a curated record.
GGGGACUGACGCUGGCUGCUCAGCAACGCCGGCUUGAUCCUGGGGCUAUAAAACCAGUCCUUGGUGAGGGAAGACAACAGCACUGGUUCCCCUUCGAUUGGAAACGCCAAGAGGCGAGCCACAGUCCUGGCUCCCCGGGCAUCCAGCCGGGAUCACUGCUCCUGCACUCAGGUCCGCUUGCCCUACUCCCAGCGAGGCCCAGCCUGCGUCCGACUUGAGACUCGAGCUAGGGUGCUGUCCAACCAACCCUGGCUCCUGGACCUAGGCAGCGCCCGGGAGCAGAAGAACGCCCCGGGCACUGCUAACAAAGGAUAGUUUUUCUUCUCCGGACAAUCUGAGGAAGGGGACCACUUCUCGCUCCCCGUAUCCCAUGUCCAAUUUCCACUACCACUGGGGCGUCUUCAAGGUUCACCUGUACAACCCACUGGGGCGCGCACGUUUGGAGAUCUCGAGGCAGGGAUCUAAAGAGAAAGAAGCUAACAUCGGGCCUUCCUUGUAUCGUUGUCCUUUGAAGGAGAAGAGAAAUCCAAUAAUUGCCCAAAGGAUUUUAGAAAGCAGAGAAUCAGUUCUCCCUCCUCCCUCAACUCAUCUUCCUGGCAACAACUGGAGCCCCCAGGCCCCUUUUCUGAGACCUGAGUGGGGGGCGGGGUUCCUAUUGAGCAGCCUUCACUACGGUAAGACAGACUUGCUUUCCACUCCAGAUCUGAAGUAAAGAGCUAGUAAAAAGGGCCCAGAUUCUCCUUUUGCUUCUCCCCUCAUUUCUUUCCUUUUGGAGAAUCAGGAUUUCUCCCCCUGCUUGACUCUACCGUUUGGAAAGAAAAGUUGGAUUCACUUAGUAGGGAGUGGGAGAAAAAGGGAAAGAGAAACCGCCAAGAGACCGAGCCCACCUUGAGGCUGGGGCUGUUGUGAUUUCCCCGGCAGCUGCUGCGGUCUAACCGGAGGACCGAGGCCAUGGGCUGUUAGUUGUAUUCAUAGCACUUCUCCAAAUUCCCUCCUGUCUUUCCCCACUCACCGCCUUUCUGGAUCCCCUCCCCUAAAGAGCAGUGCCCCAUGUGAACUACCAAGAGCUUUCUUGGGGUGGGGGUGGGGGUAGGGGAAGAGAACUGACAUCCCUGGGGGAGAAAGGAGGACAGAGUUGGGACUGAGUGGAGGGGAGGAGGAGCUCGUUUUCAUGUUACACCAGGAGCACCCGCUGGCGGAGGGGAGUUUCGCCCCUAUGGGGUCCCUUCAGCCGGACUCCGGCAAUGGAAGCUUAAAUGGAACUGAGACGGGUGGGGAGUCCCGACAGACCCCUUAUUCACUGCAGGUGACCCUGACCCUGGUCAGUUUGGCUGGGUUGCUCAUGCUGCUAACUGUGUUCGGCAACGUGCUGGUCAUCAUCGCAGUAUUCACCAGCCGUGCCCUCAAGGCGCCCCAGAACCUGUUCUUGGUGUCUCUGGCCUCGGCUGACAUCCUCGUGGCCACGCUGGUCAUCCCUUUCUCACUGGCCAACGAGGUGAUGGGUUACUGGUACUUCGGCAAGGUGUGGUGUGAAAUCUACCUGGCGCUGGACGUCCUCUUUUGCACGUCCAGCAUUGUGCACCUGUGUGCUAUCAGCCUAGACCGCUACUGGUCCAUCACUCAAGCGAUCGAGUACAACCUGAAGAGGACACCCCGGCGCAUCAAGGCCAUCAUCUUCACCGUGUGGGUCAUCUCGGCUGUCAUCUCUUUCCCACCCCUCAUCUCCAUCGAGAAGAAGGGAGGCGGAAAGCAGGUGGAACCCCUGUGUGAGAUCAACGACCAGAAGUGGUAUGUCAUCUCCUCCUGCAUCGGUUCCUUCUUUGCCCCCUGCCUCAUCAUGAUCCUAGUGUACGUACGCAUCUACCAGAUCGCCAAACGUCGCACCCGGGUGCCGCCCAGCCGGCGCAGCGACGGCAGCGAGGUGGCCGAGCGCCGUCCCAACGGGCUCCCAGACCGAGGGGGUGGGGAAGGCCAACCUCUGCCCUCCAAGCUCAACGGGGCAGGAGAGCCGGUCCCAGCCGAGAGGGAGGUGAACGGGCUGGACUUGGAGGAAAGCUCCUCGUCAGAGCACCCAGAUCAGACGCCGGGCCCCCCUGGUCUCCGGAAAGGGGAGCGGGGCCCCAGGGGAAAGAGCAAGACCAAAAUGAGCCAAGUGAAGCCGGGUGACAGCCUACCCCGGAGAGGGGGAGAGGAAGAGCGGGGCGCCAAGGCGUCUCGCUGGCGAGGGCGCCAGAAUCGCGAGAAGCGCUUCACCUUUGUGCUGGCCGUAGUGAUCGGGGUCUUUGUGGUCUGCUGGUUUCCCUUCUUCUUCACCUACACGCUCACCGCAGUCUGCUGCUCUGUCCCCCCCACCCUCUUCAAGUUCUUCUUCUGGUUUGGUUACUGCAACAGCUCACUCAACCCGGUCAUCUACACCAUCUUCAACCACGAUUUCCGCCGGGCCUUCAAGAAAAUCCUCUGCCGGGUGGACAGGAAGCGCAUCGUGUGAAGUGAAGCUGCUACCCCACACGCCUCCAUCCCGUCCUCUCCUCACUCACUCCCUGCAGUGCCCCCAGCCCUUCCCAGCCUUGGCCUUUUGCUGUCUAUUCCCACCGCAGGGAUCACCGGCGAGCUGGGAGGCAUUCCUGCUUUGAGGGACAAAGCCCUGUCUCCGCCCUUGGAAUAGAGACCAGGCAGAGAGAGAACGCUCCGACCCAGGGCAGAGCAACAGACAGAUGGACUCGAGUAGGCGAAAGAUGACACUAGGGGAACAGUACGUGCACAGGCGCCUGGCUCUGUGUAAAGAGACUCAUGGCUAACCCGAUGUAUAGGGCGCUACAGCCAGUAAGACUCCUUCCUGCUUCCAAAAUUUCCAAAGGGGAUGUUCUGCAAGCCCAACUUGCCUUCCCAGGGGUGGAUAGCAACAGCAUUCACCCAUUGUGAAGUUCCAGUUGGGAAAACCUCCUUUUCUCCAGUUCAUUUCAGGCCUCACCUAGGGGCCUACAGCUGACCUUCGGCUGCAUGCUACUCCAUAGGGCAGUAUUGUUUCCAAAAAGUAUUUCCCCUUAACCCUAGUCCCAGGCACCAGAAGCGAGGCUCAAAUUCCACUUUGUGCUUGGUAAAAGAUAAAGCCGGGGUUCUCACAAAGAGUUAAUUAAUCGGGCAGUCACAGCCAGGCUUUUUGCCAAGGCUAACUGCCCUUUCCCCUCAUAAUUGUAAAUCUGCACUCUUUUAAAAAUAGUAAACAUGGGGUUACCUGUAUCGUGUUGUAACUGAUUGGUGUUGAUAUUGGUGUUUGGAAUCCUAUGGCGAGACUCAUCUUCGAGAAGGAAGUAUUGUCUCUCCUAGAGAGUAAAAUCCUUUGGCAGUGUAAGGUAGUUACUGGGUUUUUUGCUCCCUCCCUCCUUUUAAAGAUCCUCUGGUGUCCUUUUCUCCAGCAACUGGUGAUUAUCCCUUUGGAUCUGGAUGUGGUUUGAUAUUUCCUGACAGGGAAACAUUUCUGUACAUUUUCCCUGUGCCUAACAGCAUAAUUGCCUUUUCCUGUGUAAAUAUUACAGUAAUAAAUCAAGGCAGAGUUAAAGGAACUCCUGACUUACCUUGAGCCUCCCCAUGACAUUAUUACUUUAUUCCUAGAAUUGCAGCCUCAAAUUUUCACUUGAAAGCAAGACUCAUCACCCCAUACUUUCCACCGUGAAAGCAACUGCCUGAAGAAUAAAUGUUUAUAUACAGUAUAUAUGUAAACCCUCACCAGUGGACACUGACUAAUGGAGAGGAGGGAGCACUUUUCUCCCCCUUAGAGAUCGAGGGGUUGAAAUUAGGUGGGCAAAGAAAGCAACCUUGUUAAAAGCUGCCCAAGGUAAAGAGUUUGAAAAGACAGCUGGACCUGCCUGCCAAAUUGUACAGUUACUGACAAAAGAGUUACUCGGCAUCAAAAGUGUUGUCCUUUUUCUGCUUUCCUUGUUCAAACCACAUUGUUUAUAAACUGAGAAGGUGGGGUGUGGAGGUCUGAGACAAAUGUUUACAUCAGCAUUUCUACACAUAUUUUUUCGAUACUGAGUCUUCAAGGACUGCUACCAUAUUUCACCAAAUGGGGAAAACAAAGUCAUCAGAUGUUACUAAUAAUUAAUUUUUUUAAAUAAAA